CUUCAGUUAUACCAACAUACAAUUUGAGAAUUUCAUAUUUAAAAAAAUAUAAACUUUUAUAAAUUUAAUAUAUUGACAACAGAUCAGAAGCCGGUAUUAUUUUAAAAAUGAUUGAAAAAUAAUUCUAAAUUUUUAUUACAUCAAUACCUAAUAUCUUGUGCUAUUUACAAAAACAGUGUACACACGAUAAAUCAGUAAUUCUAUUCCAGAAAAGCAUUACGUAAAAUGUGUUCGAGGGGGAUUCUGUCUAUUAGAAGAUUUACAACAGAUGCAAAGAGCAUACAUUUUUUUACUACACCUAUUUAUUAUGUUAAUGCAAGUCCCCACAUAGGCCACCUCUAUAGUUCCUUAAUAGCGGAUGCUGCUCAAAGAUGGCAGCAAAUAUAUCGAAAGGGACGUUUAAUAAAAUUUUCAACAGGUACAGACGAACACGGUUCGAAAAUUCAACAAGCUGCUAAUAAAAACGGCACUUCUGCUAAGGUUUACUGCGAUAAAAUUUCAUCCCAAUUUGAAAAAUUGGUUUCGGAGUUCGAUAUCGGCUGCACCAAUUAUAUAAGAACAAGCGGGGAUAACCAUAAAAAUACAGUGGGGAAAUUUUGGAAAAGCCUUGACGAAAAUCAAUAUAUUUAUAAAUCAAAAUAUGAGGGAUGGUACUGCGUCUCAGACGAAACAUUUUUAACCGAAUCUCAAUUAAACGAAAUUACAAAACACGAUGGUACCAAAGUUUUGCUGUCAUCUGAAAGCAACCAUCCAGUGGAAUGGAGUAGUGAAGAAAACUAUAUGUUCAAGUUAAGUCAAUUCCAGGAUGAUCUUAAUUAUUGGCUUAAAACGAAUGAGCAUGCAGUAAGACCAAAAAAGUUCCAUAAAAUUCUUUUGGACCUAUUAAAUAAAGAAGAUGGUCUCCAAGAUCUUUCUAUUUCAAGACCAACGUCUAGGGUCGAAUGGGGCAUACCAGUACCUGGUGAUGCUUCUCAAACAGUGUAUGUUUGGUUGGAUGCUCUGACUAACUACUUGACUGUAGCUGGAUACGGAGAGGACGAAGUCACGUUUAGGAAGUGUUGGCCUCCUGAUGUUCAAGUGAUUGGUAAAGAUAUUUUAAAAUUUCAUGGUAUUUACUGGCCUGCAUUUCUUCUAGCAGCAAAGUUAGACCUACCUAAAACAAUACUUUGCCAUUCUCAUUGGACUGUGGAUGGAGAAAAGAUGUCGAAAUCUAAAGGAAAUGUAGUUUGUCCAUUCCAAAGUGCAAAAACUUAUUCAAGUGACGGUAUGCGUUACUUUUUACUUCGAGAAGGAGUAGCUCAUAGUGAUGGAAAUUACAGCGAUACAAAGGUUUUAAGGAUCCUUAAUUCAGAAUUAGCUGACACUCUUGGAAAUUUGUUAAGUAGGUGUACAGGAACAGCAUUGAAUCCUCAUCAGAGGUUUCCAAAAAUGGAACAAGCCGCCUUAGAAAAAGUAAAACAGUUAGAUGUCACUAAAAAGUUGAUUGAUAGUGUACACAAUCUUCCAGACGUUUGUCAAGUUCAUUACGAAAACUUCAAUUACUAUAAAGCUAUAGAUUCUAUCAUUGCGACACUUCAUACCGCAAAUCUUUUCUUUGAAACGCUUAAACCAUGGGAGCUCAAGAAAAACCAGGAAGCUCAAGAGACACUAAAUGUGGUUAUUCAUCUAGCUUUGGAAACUUUAAGGGUUUCUGGUAUUCUUCUACAACCUAUAGUUCCUAAUUUAUCUAAAGUCUUGUUAGACAAGAUCUGUGCGAAGGAAAAUGAAAGAUAUUUUGAUAAUCUUAAAUGCUUUUCUUGGGACAACAAAGAAUUUGAAGAUAAAGUGCUAGAUUCAGAAAAAGUAGUUUUGUUCAAAAGAAUAAUCACUGAUGAGGACAAAAAAGUAAAAGGGAAGAGAAAAAGUUAACAACAUUUUUAUAUUAUGUUUUUCAAGCAAAUUUGUAGAUGUUUAUAAUAGGUUUUUUAUUUUUUAUGUUCGUUUAUAAAAUGAAAUACAUGUUUUAAUAGUAAGA
Messenger RNA from Diabrotica balteata, 2014 nucleotides. Lineage: Eukaryota; Metazoa; Arthropoda; Insecta; Coleoptera; Chrysomelidae. The record is from the annotation of a GenBank genome assembly.